Lacerta agilis (Sand lizard) is the source of this 1396-nucleotide messenger RNA. RefSeq names its product multiple coagulation factor deficiency 2, ER cargo receptor complex subunit (gene MCFD2). Gene Ontology annotation, molecular function: calcium ion binding. The record is from RefSeq and is a predicted model, not a curated record. The coding region runs from base 23 to 661 and encodes 212 amino acids. The transcript is spliced from 4 exons. NCBI's taxonomy places the organism in Eukaryota, Metazoa, Chordata, Lepidosauria, Squamata, Lacertidae.
UGGAAAGGAGCGAAGCCACGUCAUGAGAUCGGAGGGAGGGGGCGUGGCUACGGAGACGAGAGGGGAGAGAAAGGGGCGUGGCACCUGGUCGCCGCACCUGGGCGUUCGACGUAGAACUCCGAGGCGGCCGAAUCCAAUAGCCGGAGAGCUGGGCGGUGGCAGGACGCAAGCGCGGAGAGUUCAGGGGUGGCCGCGAGAGGCGAUGGUAGCCGGGACCAUGGCUGUUACGAUACAACCAAGGAUUUCUACACUAUAUUUCCUCUGUUGCCUAGUCCUUGCGUCUUCUAUGUCCUCUUUUGCAGAGGACCAUGUGGAUGGGAGUCAUCAGGCAAACGUGCGUCUUGAUAAGAACAUGGUACAAGAUAAGGACCACAUCAUGGAACAUUUAGAAGGCGUCAUUGACAAACCAGAAUCUGAGAUGUCGCCACAAGAGCUGCAGCUUCAUUACUUCAAAAUGCACGACUACGAUGGCAACAAUCUGCUUGAUGGGCUUGAACUUGCCACUGCCAUCUCACAUGUACACAAAGAGGAAGGUGGAGAACACACCCAGACAAUGAAAGAUGAGGAGUUAAUUAGUUUGAUAGAUGGAGUCUUGCAUGAUGAUGAUAAAAAUAAUGAUGGCUACAUUGACUAUGCUGAGUUUGCAAAGUCACUGGAAUGAUGAUUUCUUUAAAAAUCCUUUAGUUCAUGUGACCCAGUACAAUGUGAUUCCUUACUGUAUGUUAGUUUGUGUGUUCUCUACCCUUUGGGCUGCAAAAUCAAUGGUAGAAAAGUGAAAUGGCUACACUUCCGUUUCUUAUACUUUGGAGAGCAAAAAGGUUACGAUGGGAACUAUUAUUUGAUACAGUCUUAUUAGUUAACAAUGGAGCAAUACAACCCAUCUGUGUUAGCAAAUUAUUUGGCAGUUGUCUUAAAAACUUGCUUCAACGAGCUAUCAUCUAAGUCACUGUAUUCCAGAAUAACUUCUGGAGGACUCAAAAAGGCAUUAAUGAUAAAGGUCAUAGCACUACAGAGUCUUAAACACCAUAAUUAUAUCCUAAAACCAACAGUAUGAUUUUGUGUUUGUGCUUUGAGUUCACCAUUAUUUUGCAAAAAUUAGGAGUAUAGGCACGGUGCAAGUUUAAACUCUUUCAAGAUCUGUCAGCAGGAGAGUUAAGUAGCUAAUUAAAUCUCCAUUGAAAUGGAUGAGUUUAAAAGUGCUUAGUCUUUGCACUGUACCCUAAAUCUGUAAAUAGAUGUUUGUCAUUAUAGACAUAUGUCUGUCUUUCAGUUUUCUUAUCUUUUGUCUUUCAGUUGUCUCAUGUUCUGUCACUACUUUACUGGGUUUUGCUGUUCCUUAAAUUAUAAUCUUACAAGAGAACUGGUUGUUGAAUUUUAAAUUAAGUAUAUAUAUAUA